Molecule: messenger RNA, 2370 nt
Organism: Lasiosphaeria miniovina
Lineage: Eukaryota; Fungi; Ascomycota; Sordariomycetes; Sordariales; Lasiosphaeriaceae
Product: PLC-like phosphodiesterase
Exons: 5
Coding region: 1-2370 (789 amino acids)
Biological process (GO): release of sequestered calcium ion into cytosol; phosphatidylinositol-mediated signaling; lipid metabolic process
Molecular function (GO): phosphatidylinositol-4,5-bisphosphate phospholipase C activity
Source: RefSeq, a predicted model, not a curated record
AUGGCUCUUUCUCGUUCUCUUCUGCUUUUGACUUUGCUUUCUAACACUCCUCCUGCGCCACAGCAACUCCGAAGGGACAAGUCCCACAAGAAGCCAAAGUCCAACUUCAUGCGUAGGAUGACGACCUUUCGAAAGGGCUCCCCAAACCACCCGAGGUCGGCCAUGAUGAAUGUCGCUUUUCUGGGAACCGCGGUUGCAGGACACAUGAGGCCGAGUGUGCGCGGCGACAGCACACUGGACGGGUUAUUAAAGACUUACAUGCCCAGCCACGAGUCGGUCAGGAGGCAUGUGGAGCGGGCCUACGACUUGGCCUGUGACGGCGACAGGGCAUUAUCCCGCGCCAACUUCAUCACAUUUUUAAAACGGACUCAGGGUGUGACGACUGUCGAACUGCCGGAAUUCGAGACGCUCACUUUCAAAGAGUUCUUCAAAGUCUGGAGCAGCAGGGACGAGGCAUGGAGCGCCGUGCGGAGGAUACGAGACGACGAAAACCCCAAAAACCGAGCCAUCAGCAACUACUUUAUCAGCAGCAGCCACAAUACUUACUUGGAGGGAAACCAGCUUGCGUCCAAGAGCUCUGCCGAUGCAUACCGUGCCGUUCUAAAAAAUGGGUGUCGUUGUAUUGAGAUUGACGUCUGGAAUGGCCCGACUUCUCGCUUGCCUUCCAAAUCUCCUCUCCCGGACCACCGGCGCCAUCUCUCGACCGCGUCUCUCCCGCGGGCUGCUGCUGAGACGUUUGAAUCAGUCAAGCAGGCUAUGUCCGCCAAAGUGAGCCUUCACAGCCGUUCCCCUAGUGUGAACCAGCCUUCUCUGCCAUCAGCUGAGUCUGGUGCAACUGCCGAGACCAGCGCAACAACCGAAACCAUUACAACAACCGAUUCGGGUGCAACAACCGGUUCGUGUGCAACAACUGGCUCGAGUGCAACAACCGAGGACUCGUCUGUGUCCAAUCGCAGAGGAGAGCCCAUCGUGCACCAUCACGGAACCAUGACAUCAACUGUUGGAUUCCGGGAAGUCUGCAAGGCCAUCCGACAGAGCGCCUUCGAAACUAACCCUUUGCCUAUCAUUGUCAGCCUCGAGGUUGGCGCCGACCGUGAGCAGCAGGAGAUGAUGGUGCAGAUAAUGAAAGAAGAAUGGGACGGGCUACUUCUCGAUACGCCCUUUGAGUUCUGCAAUCCUCACGAGCGGCAACCGCGUCUGGAAGAGCUGUCUAGGAAGAUUCUAAUCAAGGUGAAGCGGAUACAUGAGAGCACCGUGGAGGGCGAGGUCGACCGAGGGCGGUCUCUGCAUGUCACCUCGUCUAUUAACUCCAAGCCGCCCAUCUGCGAUGCGCUCGCUGCUUUGGCCAUCUAUACUCAUAGUGAGCAUUUUGACGACAUGAAGUCUCUGACGUCGCGGACCCCGAGCCACAUCUUCAGCUUGAGCGAGGACAAAUUUUUUGCCCUAUCCCAGGACGCCACGAGGCUGCGGAAGCUCAUCGAUCAUAACCGGCAAUUCUUCAUGCGGAUUUACCCCAAGGGUCUACGUGUCGACAGCAGCAAUCCCGACCCGAGCUUUCAUUGGCGGAGAGGUGUGCAGAUGGUGGCCAUGAACUGGCAGAAGACUGACGAGGGCAUGAUGGUCAAUGAUGCCAUGUUUGCCAAUACGAAUGGAUGGGUGCUUAAGCCGGCCGGAUACCUCAGCGACGAUCCGCUCAGUGUCGACUCGAUGCCGCAACAGACCAUGAAUUUGCGGAUCACGGUGCUGGCGGGCCAGUUUAUUCCACUACCCGAAGAUCGGAAGCAGAGUGGCGUCGGUGUAGGAGGUGACAAGAAAUUCCGCCCCCUUGUAAAGGUCGAACUACAUGCCGAGAAGCCGACCAAGCCGAUUGGUUAUGUGUGGACGUCUUCUGCCCGCGAAACAGACAACCCGGAUUGGGGCUUCGGUGCCUCUCCCUGCGAGUUCCUCAAUGUCGAAAACAUUGUUCCGGAACUCAGCUUUGUCAGACCUGCUUCUCGACGCACCUGGGUGCCUACGUCAGUCAGCCUUCAGGAAGGGAAAAUCACGAGACGGCGGCGGGCUCCUGCAUGUCUGGCGGGUGCCAGCUGCGGCAGGAAGCAAGAGAUGACAGAAUCGUUCGACGCAGCAAAGACCCGAGAACUCGCGCCGUUUUGCUGUUGGAUGCCGAAAUCCCUGCCCAGCUCUCCGCAAACGCCCAGUUGCUUUCCUUCUGUCACGAGCAACUUUCGUGAACCAUUGGUUGCGUGGGCCUGCAUCCGUCUUGAUCGCCUCCAGCAGGGAUACAGGUGCAUCGACCUCGUCUACCCGAACACUCGCCGCCCUAGUCCCGGCCAGCUCUUUGUCAAGAUCGACAAGGCGUUCUGGUCAUGA